AUGACGAGUCGAGUGCCGCGGCUCGCGACGAGCUUGGCCGCGAGAAGCUCGCAUGCGCCUCUCCCGCGGUGCCACUGCUCGAGCUCACGAACAGACAUCACAACUUUACAUCACCCUUCGCGCCGGCGAAACCAAUCGUCUUGGGCUGCCGCCGUUACUGCUGCACAGCAUGUUUUCAGUCCACCUCCGCCAGAUCCAAAAGCACCCAUAUCAGUGGACCCGUUUCAGACAGUUGCAAAAGAGUUAAAGUUUUUGACGGGGAACAUAAGACAAUUGCUCGGGUCUGGACACCCGACACUGGAUACCGUUGCGAAGUACUACACGCAGAGUGAGGGAAAGUAUGUGCGGCCGACGCUGGUCUUGCUCAUGAGCAGAGCAACAGCCUUGACGCCAAAAAUGUCGAGGGAAAGCAGUCCGCUCUCCGUCAACAGACCCAUCACCAGCCCAAGCGUGCUCUCAGAUGAAAACCCGUCCGCGCCAGACGCAGAGUACCCCAGUGUAUCCUCGUUUGCGAACGACGCCGCCUAUCGAACAGAAGACUCAGAAAUUCUACCGUCGCAGCGCCGCCUAGCCGAAAUCACCGAGCUCAUUCACACCUCAUCUCUCCUCCACGACGACGUAAUAGACCAUUCGGUAUCGCGCCGCUCUGCGCCUUCCGCAAAUAUCGAAUUCGGCAAUAAGAUGGCAGUCCUCGCGGGAGAUUUCCUCUUAGGCAGGGCAUCCGUAGCUCUUGCGCGCCUCCGCGACCCCGAAGUCACCGAGCUCCUCGCAAGCGUCAUCGCCAACCUCGUCGAAGGCGAAUUCAUGCAGCUCAAGAACACGGCAUCCGAUGAGCGCAACCCCGUAUGGACCGAAAACGCACUCACCUACUAUCUCCAAAAGACGUACCUCAAGUCCGCAUCGCUCAUUUCGAAAUCCUGCCGCGCGGCUGCGAUUUUGGGAGGAAGCUCGCAAGAUGUCGUCGAGGCGUCGUAUCAGUACGGAAAGAACAUUGGUCUGGCGUUCCAGCUCGUGGACGAUAUGCUGGAUUAUACUAUUAGUGGAGAGGAGCUGGGGAAACCUGCGGGUGCGGACUUGGAGUUGGGGCUUGCGACUGCGCCGUUGUUGUUCGCAUGGAAGGAUAAUAAGAGCUUGGGAAAGCUUGUGGGUAGGAAGUUCUCCGAGGCUGGUGACGUGCAGAAGGCACGCGAUAUUGUUUCCAGUAGCUCAGGCCUGGAACAAACACGCGCUCUAGCGCAGGAAUACGUCGACAAGGCUAUCGAGUCAAUAGCGUUCUUCCCCGAUAGCGAUGCGAAGGACGGACUGAUCGAGAUGUGUACCAAGGUCAUGAAGAGGAGGAAAUAA
This is a messenger RNA of Didymosphaeria variabile, 1344 nucleotides long. RefSeq lists its product as uncharacterized. Gene Ontology annotation, cellular component: transferase complex. Bases 1 to 1344 code for a protein of 447 amino acids. Gene Ontology annotation, biological process: ubiquinone biosynthetic process; isoprenoid biosynthetic process. Gene Ontology annotation, molecular function: prenyltransferase activity. The record is from RefSeq and is a predicted model, not a curated record. The transcript has 2 exons. NCBI's taxonomy places the organism in Eukaryota, Fungi, Ascomycota, Dothideomycetes, Pleosporales, Didymosphaeriaceae.